Pseudoliparis swirei is the source of this 448-nucleotide messenger RNA. Its product is annotated as ATP synthase subunit g, mitochondrial-like. The coding region runs from base 47 to 358 and encodes 103 amino acids. The transcript is spliced from 3 exons. Gene Ontology annotation, molecular function: proton transmembrane transporter activity. Lineage: Eukaryota; Metazoa; Chordata; Actinopteri; Perciformes; Liparidae. Gene Ontology annotation, biological process: proton motive force-driven ATP synthesis. The record is from RefSeq and is a predicted model, not a curated record.
CUUUCUCUCCUUCUUCCUACUUCUGGUUCGCUGAGCUCACUUCGUUAUGGCUCAGGCAGUUCAGAAACUUGUUGCACAGGUUCCAACUUUAGUUGGUGCCGCUGUCACGUUCUCCAAACCCCGACUAGCGACCUUCUGGCGCUACGCGCGCGUGGAGCUCGUCCCCCCGACCCCCGCUGAGAUCCCCAAAGCCCUGGAGGCAGCAAAGGGCAUCGUCAAGAGCUACCGGUCAGGACGCCUGGGACAAACGACAGUAAAGGAUGCCAUUAGGAACGGACUCGUGGCCACCGAGGUGCUGAUGUGGUUCUACAUUGGCGAGUGCAUUGGCAAAGGAGGCGUUAUUGGAUAUAAUGUCUAAAUGUCAUACUGUUCUUUCUCUUUGCACUUCUGUCACAUUCUCAACCAAAUGCACCAAAAAAUAAACAAUGCCCAUAGUCAUCGAAGUCUA